This is a messenger RNA of Cydia pomonella (codling moth), 1856 nucleotides long. RefSeq names its product neuropeptides capa receptor-like. NCBI's taxonomy places the organism in Eukaryota, Metazoa, Arthropoda, Insecta, Lepidoptera, Tortricidae. The record is from RefSeq and is a predicted model, not a curated record. Gene Ontology annotation, molecular function: neuropeptide receptor activity. Bases 236 to 1096 code for a protein of 286 amino acids. Gene Ontology annotation, biological process: neuropeptide signaling pathway. The transcript has 7 exons. Gene Ontology annotation, cellular component: plasma membrane.
CAAAAUAGUACAUUACGAUACAAGUGCGAAAAAUAGGAAAUUCGAAACGAGUGGCGAUAAAUUAAAACACGACAGAAGGGAGUGUUUUAAAUCGACACGAGUUGCGAAUUACCUAUUCGCACAUGUAUCGUACAACGUUUUACAGUACAUAUGGCCCUUUAAAUGUUCGACACAGUAACGUAAUAUGCUACUUCUCGCACUAGUGCUAUAAAGUAGCCCCAUAUGUACUGUAAAUAUGUUUCCAGGCUUGGCACCCGAGCUGUGGUACUACUGGCAGAUGUACCCGUACAUAUUCGGCGAGUUCACAUGCCGUCUCACCAACUUCCUUAGAGCCACAGGCACCUGGGCUUCAGCGCUCACUGUAGUCGCGUUCUCCAUAGAACGUUACACCGCGAUCUGCCAUCACUCUCCCUCACGUUCGCGGGACCGUAGGCGAGUUGCGAUGGCGAUACUCGCUAUUUGGACCGUCAGCGUCGCGACAGCUCUGCCAGGGGUGCAUGUGCACCAUGUUGUGACGAACCCUGUUGUGGUGUAUCCUGGCACAGGAAAGGUCCCAUUACUCACGCAGCUGUGCCGCGUCCCUGAAGACGACCAGUACAAAUAUUACAACCACCUAUACGCCGCCACUUGCGUGCUGUUCUUCUUUAUACCUAUGGCUGUGCUGAUAUUAGUGUAUAUUAAAAUUGCAGUGUUUAUAAGAUCGCACAGACAACUGGCGAGAAAUAACGGCAUCAGAAAUAACUGCUCGGAGGAUAAUAAAAUCUUCAAAGUAUUAGUGGCAGUGGUGCUUGCUUUCUUCAUGUGUGGCGCCCCGUACCACUACCAACGGCUAACCACAAUAUACAGUGACUCGGAUGAGUACCCGGAGUAUCACAGGAAAAUGUUCGUGCUAACGGCGCUGUUUUACUAUUUGUCGGCCACAAUCAAUCCCAUUCUCUACAAUGCCAUGAGUAAGAGGUAUCGAAAAGCAUUUAAGGAGGUCAUUACCAGGACAAGAACACAACAAAUUGUUCCAAUGACUACACUAGCCAAGGGGACCAGCAAAAAAUAUACGACUACCGCAGAUUCUUUUAUCGCAGUAGCUACUAGAUGUUGAUGAAACAUAUCGGUUUUUUUUAGAUUUUAUAAUAUAGCAGAACUUAACUAUACUUAGUCUAGUUUAUGAAUAUGUGUACAUUUUUUCACCUUAGGGGUCAUUCAUUCAUUACAUCACACGUUUAGGGCGAGAGUGGGAAGAAAAUGUGACAUGUUUUGACAAGAGGAAGGAGGCAGUCACAAAAUUUGUGACGUUACUUUAACUUCAUCAGUAAGAGCAGAUUUUUUUUAUUCGCUGUGCAGUCAAAUAACGAGUUUAAUUUUCUUUCCUAAUCGGUUGUGUUAUAAUUACUAACUAACUACUAUUUCUUUUGUUAAAAAAUAUUUUGAUAAAAUAUUAAUAGUACCUAAUUCGAUUCACUGAUUUUGUUGACAAAAAAAUGCCAAAAAUAUGAUGUCACACCUGGUGUAAUUUGGCAAAACUGACAAGAAGGGGCAGGUCAAAAAUCUAGAAAUUCGUUUCACGUUAUUAAUGAAUGACCCCUUAUUGCAAUGGCCUUACGGUGAAGAAAUAUACAUAUACAUGUAUUUAUGAACUCGAUUGUACAACAUCGCACCAAACUAUUUCUAAGGCUAUGAUAAAAAUAAACGACAGACAAAAAUAAAAACGAGUAGGUUAUGAUAAAUACUACAUCUGUCCGUCAAUACAACAAUCUAUAAACUUUAAGUUUGUUUAUUUUGAUUUUAUGCUCGAAAUAUUGUUUUUAAUAUUAUACAGUAAAAUAGAACUUGUAAUAUAAAAUAUAUUUGAAGGAGGUUCA